Messenger RNA from Astrephomene gubernaculifera, 2374 nucleotides. NCBI's taxonomy places the organism in Eukaryota, Viridiplantae, Chlorophyta, Chlorophyceae, Chlamydomonadales, Astrephomenaceae. The record is from the annotation of a GenBank genome assembly.
GGGCCUGUACGGCGGGAGUCGGGGAUGCAUGGGCGUGAAGAAGCAGGACUAGGGUUACCCUCCCCCCUCCAUCCUCUAGGACUUCCCCCCUCGAGAGAGGGAGCCUCUAGGAUUCCCGCUCUCUUCGACCGGAACUGGAACCCUCCCCGCCUCAGCCCCCUGUCUCCUCCUGCUUUGUCCCAAGGUGACGCCCGAUGGGACGUGCGCAUGACGGCGUUGCUGCUGUGGCUGGCGGCGUGGGUGGCGGGGAGGGGCGGGGAGCGGGGCCGGCGGCAGCAACAGCCGUUGACACAGCAGGAGCAGCAGCAGGAGGAGAAGCAGGAGGGAAGGGGCAGCGGCAGCAGCAGUCGGCAGCUGUGGAGGGCCUACCUGGCUAGCCUGCCGCCCCCAGAGGAGGUGACUUGUCUCAUAAACUAUGCUCCCGAAGAAGCCAAGGAGCUUCAGAUAAAAGAGCUGAUGGAGGAGGCCGAGGCGCAGUACACUUGGGCAGUGGGCGUUCACCGCAAGUACUUUGAUUCGGAACGAGGAGAGCUCCGCGACCUGCGGCUGGCUCCCACACUGUACGACACCCUGUGGGCCAUGUCCAUGGUUCGUACCCGCACCUUCUCCGAGGAGGUGGACGGCGAGGAGCUGACGCUGAUGGUGCCGUACGCCGACCUCGCGAACCACUCCUUCAGACACAAUGCGACCUUUUGCAUGGCGCCUUGUCGUACUAGGUUCCAGCUGUGCCUGCUGGCGCCCUUGGAGGCGGACCAGGAGGCGACCAUCAGCUACGGAGAGGGGAAACCCAAUCCUGAGGUGAUGCGGGACUAUGGCUUCGUGGUCCCCGGCAACCCCAAUGACCGGCUGCUGCUGCCUGAUCAGGCAACCCUGCCGCCACUCAACGGCGCCGCGUUGCUGCAGUCGAUUGGGUUCAAGGGGGACUGGCGUGAGGGACAGGCCGCCCCCACCCGCCCCACGCUUGAGGCAGCGGAGGGGGACACGGAGGCACGACUGCAGCUGGCUCGCAGGAGGUGCGCCGUACUUUCCAUGAACCUGGCGUCGGGCUUCGGCUCUGCUGCUGACGUGCAGCCUGGACAACAGCAACAGCAACCGACAACAGUAGCAACAGCCACGACAUCAACAACCAGGAAUAACGGCGAUAACGGCUCUUCGGGGGCUUCCUGGCCACCCCUGAUGAACACCCUGGUCAACCUGUUUGGCAACAUGUUGCCCCAGACGAAGUCAAGGCCUAGUGCAAUGACCGAUAGCAACGGUACUAGUUCUUCGGUGCCCGCGGUUGCUUCUUCCGGCUCUCUCGCUUCUUCCUCUCCGUCCACCCUAUCGGCCUCCACCUCGGUCUCCGUAUCUGCGUCCGUAGAUGACCAUGGGGAGCUGUCACUAGCUUCUACCACCGCCGCCGCCGCAGCGUCUGUGGAAACCCAGAAGCAGCUGCCACUACUGCCGGCAGCAGCAGCGGCCGCGGCUGCUGAGCUAGCAAAGGAGAGGUCCCACGUGACGACUGUACGGCAACGCUACCAGAGGGCCCUGGAUGAACUUCCCACGAGCAUUGAGGAAGACCAAGCGGUACUGCUACAGCCAGUGCUACAGCCGGUGGCAUCGCGACCCAUGGGUCAGCGGCGUUCGAACCUGCAUGCGGCGGCGGUACGAUGCCGCUUAGAGCACAAGCUACUGCUGCGAGAGGCUGUACGGGUACUUGACGUGUACGAAAAGUGGCUUGUUAAGCGGCAACAGCAACAGCAGCAGCAGGCCCUAGCGCAACAGCUGUAGCGGCAAUGGUGACUGCCAGCGACACGCUGCAAAUACAGCUGCUAUGCUGUGCACUUGCAGUAGGAAGACCGACAAAGAAACAUUAAUUAAGAGGAACCCAACUUUACCAAAUUCACCAGUACGCAUGACAGGCUUGAAGAAUUGCAAGCAGUUAUUGGAUGGUAGCAACUGAGCAUGAGAGUGGGAGUGGGAGAGUGGCCGCCAAGGCGAAUGCUGCUUUAUCUGGUACUGGUAUGUGGAAUUGACCUUCUGUUGCUUUUGCAAUUUCUGUGCAGCGGGCGUGACGGGGCAUGAGCAAGUCGUGGGCACCCUGAACGGCCUCUUCGUAAGCUGGACUAACAUCUUAUAUUCUUGUAACCGUACGACAGUGUACGAGCAGUAUCGACAGGAUAUGAGAUAGGGUGUACUAAUUUGCAAGAUAAGUUUGUUCCAUGCCAUUUCAAGGGCAGGGUGCGGAAGUUGGUGGUUCAGGGUCCUCGACUCAAUUUGGCUGAAAUCAAACCAACGUGUGACCAGGCAGAUAUGGGUUCCCAAUGCUGCACAGGGCCCGUGCAGGGUGCAACGCCGCAUGGAGCUGCAUACGGACAUGAGGUGUAAUGAGGCA